UAUAACAACGCGCGGCCAACCGAUCGCCACAUUCAUAUUUUUGUUUCGCGACGAACGGCUCUGACAUACGGAUUUAAAAGGCUACAGCAUGUACGGCCUGUGGCAGACGCUGGUGGCGUGGGCGGUGCUGGCGGUGACAUACGCGCAGUCGCCCCGCGAGCUCAUCGGGGCGGUCGGCACCGGGAUACAGAAGGAGAUCGCCGCCGUCAAGCAGCCCGUCGACGAGUCCAUCGCGUACGUGGGCUCGACGCAGUGUGAGAACGUGAAGAAGCUGUUCGGCGUGACGUACGAGCAGCUGGCCGGCGAGCAGGAGCCCGACCUCAACGCACUCACCAUCGUCUUCAAGACCAGGUACGAGACCACAGUGAUGAACAUAACGGAGGCGCCGGCGCGACUGCGUCAGGCGCGCAGCUCUCACGCCGAUGACAAGUUCAUCCUGUACGUGCACGGCUUCACCGACGACCCCACCAAGGACAGCUUCGCCAACAUCAGCCAGUCCUUCCUCGAGAAAGGCUACGCCAGUGUGGUGGCCGUGGACGGCAGCUCGCUGAUCAAGUGGCUGUACAUCCGCGCCACCACCUACAUCCAGUUCAUGGGCCGCAAGUUGGGAGAAGUUCUCGCUUCUGUGGUUUAUGACGGCAUCGACCCGGCCAACAUCCACUUAAUCGGUCACAGUUUGGGCGCCCACAUCUCCGGUUUCGCCGGCAAGACCUUCCGCAAGCUGACCGGGAAGCUGAUCGGCCGGCUGACGGCGCUGGACCCCGCUGGACCGUGCUUCACCCAUGUAGAGCCUGGAAUGAGGCUGAAGAAGGACGACGCCAGGUUCGUGGACGUGGUCCACACUGAUGCUGGAGUUUAUGGCAUCAAGGAGCCCCUUGGCCACAUGGACUUCUAUCCCAACAGUGGGCAGAAGCAGCCCAAUUGCCUGUUCCAGACUUGCUCGCACUCGCGCGCCUGGCUGCUGUUCGGCGAGUCGGUCCUGCGGCCGGACGCCUUCCAAGCCGUCCUAUGCAAGGACUGGGAGCAGUUUCGACAGAGAAAAUGCGAUAAGGAGAUUGUGUACAUGGGGUACGCAGCCAAGCCGGGGCGCCCCGGCAACUACUACCUGCAGACGGGCGAGGAGUACCCGUACGGCCGCGGCGCCAACGGCACCCGCUUCGUCAACAACGAGGCCAUCAUCACCAACAUCGGCAACGGGAUCGGCAACCUGCUAGGAUAAACGCACUAGGACUGACAUACUAGUAUCUAGGUGGAAUUUUCGUGAUGGAAAUCUGACAUCGUUCGUAUAACCAGAAGAGAUAUAAAAACAUAAAUUAUUCAUCAUGGCCCAACCAUGAUGAAUAACCAUGAUUGCAAACCAUUACUGCAAUUUGUAUAGUUGAGUAGUAUGCACGUCGAGCAUGAGCAAAAAAUGUAGAUAAACAUUUAAUUUUACUUAUUUUGUAAUAUAAAGUAUGUAUCUAUCAUGGACCAACGCACAGAGACAAAUAACUUAUAAUUUUUAUGUAUGGUAUUUGUCAGUGAUGGAGCAGCUGAAUACGAGGCACUGUCUCGAAAAUUCCUCUUGGUUAUCUGCUUAGGCCUACUUGCGCCAGUCUAGGUUCAAUCGUUUGUUAAAUAUGAAGAACAAAACUAAAUUUAUGAUAUUCGAUCUACUAUUUACUUUCUCGUAGACAGGCACAUGUGGGCCUACAAACAUAUACUGGACUCGGAAACUUUAUAUUAUCUAGAACAGACUUUAGUAUAUUAUUAUGACCAUUCUAAAUUCUGAACUCCAAAGGUCAGCACAACGAAACCAGACGCGAUAAGGCAAGUCUUAACAAUGCAUGCUUUUACGGAUUGCAUACAAAUAUUUAAAUAACACAUCACCACGUUGCGCCUUGCCUGAUUCAGAGUUGUACAACAAUGUGAUACCAAUAAUGUAUGUAUAAUGCAUUGAUACUCCCCACGUUUUAGUGGAAAUCUAAUUAUUUAUAAUCAUCAUUAUCAUAACAGUAUUUUAGAAAGAUACCUCUAUAUUCAUGUAAGCAAUAAAAUAAUUUAUUACUUUAUAUUUAAAUAGUAUUUGCAGCGUAGUACCACAUUAUAACCAUUUACCAGGAUUAAAUGAAUAAAACAAUAUGAAACAAA
Molecule: messenger RNA, 2130 nt
Organism: Aricia agestis (brown argus)
Lineage: Eukaryota; Metazoa; Arthropoda; Insecta; Lepidoptera; Lycaenidae
Product: pancreatic triacylglycerol lipase-like
Exons: 8
Coding region: 89-1219 (376 amino acids)
Molecular function (GO): lipase activity
Source: RefSeq, a predicted model, not a curated record